CCCAGCAUGCCGGGGAGUGGCUGGCAGAGCCAGACUGUUUUCUUUAGGACUGGGGCUGAGCAGAGGGCUUCAGUGGACGCCAGUGAGGGGCUGAGGAGUCACUGACCUGAGGGCUGAAAGCUGAGGAGAAAGGGCACAGUGAAGGAGGUUUUAGGCUAGAGUCAUGAGGGUGGGAGCAGCAGCCUUGGCUGGGGGGAUUUUUGGGGCGGUAGCGACCCUGUGUUUCUUCCUGGCCUUUGGUACAGACUACUGGCUGGUGGCCAGUGACAACUGUGGACCAUAUACACUGCCAACGCAAACAACCCUGACAGGGGAAAAAGAUGCCAAUGGGACUGAGAUCCAGUUGGACGUUCCUCCUCCGUCUCACACCCUCCACCAUGAGGGUUUCUUCUGGCGCUGUGUGUUUCAGGUGGAGCCCACAACACAUGCAGUCCUGGCCACUCUCUUCACAAACCAGCCAGAGUCCAAGGUGUGUAUCCAUGGUUACCUCUUCCCUCUGCCUGUUGCACUUGGACCAGUGCCUCAUCCAAGUUAUGAUGCUACAGCAGUGUUUCGGGGUUUCUGGACCCUGCUGAUAAUCCUCGGGCUGGUCUCAGCUCUGACUGGAGGUUUCCUCUUGGUCUGUGGUGUCCCCUUCAUCAGCCACAAACUCUACAAGUUAGGAGGAGCCUUCCUCAUCACUGCCGCUUGCCUGUUCCUGUUCUUGCUCCUGCUCUAUGUGCUGUGGAUGGAGGUGGUGGACGUGAAGCGCUACGUCCUGCAGGAGAGAGGAGAGGCAUGUCCAGAUGCCAAGGUUUCAGUGCUCUACGGCCUGUCAUUCAUGGUGGCGGCAGCCGGCGUGCCUCUGGAGCUCGUCUCUGGGUUGGUCUUCAUGAUGGUGGGCCGAGCGCUGCAUGCCAGCAAGUGAGCUCAUCAUCUGGCCCGAAGGAGAAGAGUGGACUGACCUUUUCAUGUCCUGCACUGGGACUCAGCAGCACACUUGUGGGAUGUAAAUACUGGCAGGAAAGAUACGACCAACAUUACAGCACCACCCUUUGGAUGUUAGGUAGCAUGCAGACAGAGACACUGCUGCUGUAGCAGUUUUCUAUCACUUUCUGUGAUUGAUUUCCACAAAAAUCACCAGUUACACAGGAAUAUUAAAACCACGAUAGUUCAGUGGUAGAGUUUAUAGGAUUAAUGUGAUAUGAUAUGGAUAUGAUACUGGCGCUAAGGAGCAGUAUAAGAUCUUUUUUUCUAAGCAAAACUCUGAAUAUAAAUAUUUCUUCCACUCCGCUGAAUCCCACUGUCAUUCUACCAUUUGCUUCUUUUAUCAAUGCUGCAAAUGAGCGGAAGGUGAGAAAUGCAUGGGUGAACCAGCUGUGUCCCCUGUCCUGGUUUUGGCACAGGAUCAGAGUAGGCUAGCUGGAGCAGAGUGAGGAGGGAGGGAGGAAUGGCUGGAUGGACUGGAAACAGAAAUGGCAGGUUUGGGUGUGGGGGUGGAGCAGGAGAGGGAUGGAUGUGGGUGUAGGGGGGAUAGAGAAAGAAUUGAUGCGUGCAGGGGGGCAACAAGGGGGCUUUGAGAAAUGAACAGAUGUCUGUGGGUUUGGUUGGUGUGCAGCGGGCCGGCCACCUGCCUCCUUCACCCCAAUCAUAUUUCACCCCCUCAUUCAAAUCCUUAUGCUUUCUGUUUUCAGCCUCACACUAUUAUGUUUCUCCAUCCCACCCUACAUGUAAAUGUUAAAUUCAGAAACCCCCAAACCCCUGCCUCUAAUAGAUGUUCUACUGACACAUAUCCAUGCACACACACACACACACACACACACACACACACACACACACACACACAAACAAUCCCCCACACCAUUCUGUCUGUUCCAAAGGGGAAACACAGACAUGUGAUUGUAUCAUAACUGCAACAAUAUUAGAUCAUCCUCCUUUUUCAUUGGGCUGAAUGGGCAGCAUGUGGAAACAAGCAAGUGGACUCUCAAUCACACAUAUCAGCUUUCAUCUGCUGUAGUGUGGAGAAGGAGUGGUGUUGGGCUGGGGGUGUGUGUGUGUGUGUUGAAUGUUUGCUUCAAAGACCUCACUGAUCAAACACACACGUUUAUGCACACACACACACACACACACACACACACACACACACACACACACACACCCCCACACACACACACACACUUGCUGAGAUCAAACUGAAACCAAUGCUAAUUAUUUAAAUAAACUGUUUAAUCCACACACAGUGCUGAUCCUAGUCCUGAUUUAUGUAAUAUAUGUAAGACUGUAAUCUAGCACCAUGCUAUAGGACAGCUGAGUUUACCACACUGCCUGUGAUGUCAGAGGACACCCUCUAACUUUGGUACUUUGCAGCUGUUCUUUUACAUGAUGGUUACUGGUAAAUGUGUGUGUGUGUGUGUGUGUGAUUAUAUGAUAUACAGUAUAUUCAGUGGUGUGUGCUUGUUAUUAGUUUUCAUAGUCGUUCACUAGGACUAGUGAGUACAGAAGCAGCUUUUUAUCAAACAUGGUGAAGGUCACCCGAUGUACAUUUGUCAAACGGUUUUCGUCCAUAAAGACUUUUCUCUUGUUAAAAGCAAUACACGAUGUUCGAAAAUAUCUCCAAUAAACCAUAAUGUAUA
Messenger RNA from Seriola aureovittata, 2612 nucleotides. Its product is annotated as transmembrane protein 182-like. The coding region runs from base 164 to 907 and encodes 247 amino acids. The record is from RefSeq and is a predicted model, not a curated record. The transcript has 5 exons. Gene Ontology annotation, cellular component: membrane. NCBI's taxonomy places the organism in Eukaryota, Metazoa, Chordata, Actinopteri, Carangiformes, Carangidae.